CAACCAACCGUCAGUCAAUGCAGGAACCGUAUAGGAGAAGCAUCGUCGGCGUUACACUCCUCAAAUUUUCUUCUCCACGUUGUCUUCGCAAGUGUUUGAUAAUUGAAUUCACUGAAGAACCCAAAGAAGAGAAAGAUGUCGCUGACAGAGAUUUCGAUAAUACAUCAUGUGGCAAUGGUGCUGAUUUUUCUCUGGCUGCUUUCUUCUUUAAGUUGGAACCACCCAAUUGCUUACUUUGUGUCUUUGAUUUAUCUCUACCAGGUUCAUGAGCAGUAUAUUAUGAGGAUGAGGAGGAAACUACAAUUCAAGGAAAGAAAAGAAGCUAAUCGGAAAAGGGUACUUUCUGAUUCUGAGUCAGUGCGGUGGUUGAACCAUGCAGUUGAAAAGAUUUGGCCCAUAUGUAUGGAACAGAUUGUUUCACAGAAAAUUCUCCUUCCUAUCAUACCUUGGUUCUUGGAGAAGUACAAACCCUGGACAGCUAAGAAAGCCAUUGUUCAGCACUUGUACAUGGGAAGAAACCCACCUAUGUUCACAGAAAUGAGGGUCAUUCGUGAAUCUACAGAUGAUGAUCACUUGGUUUUGGGGUUGGGAAUGAAUUUUCUCACUGCUGAUGAUAUGAGUGCAAUACUAGCUAUAAAACUGAGGAGAAGAUUGGGAUUUGGAAUGUGGGCAAAAUUACAUUUGACUGGCAUGCAUGUUGAAGGGAAGGUUUUGAUUGGAGUAAAGUUUAUACGGAAUUGGCCAUUCAUUGGUCGUUUGAGGGUGUGCUUUGCAGAGCCACCAUAUUUUCAGAUGACAGUGAAGCCUAUCUUCACUCAUGGACUUGAUGUUACAGAACUUCCAGGGAUUGCUGGAUGGCUAGAUAAGCUUCUUGCUGUUGCAUUUGAGCAGACUCUUGUUGAGCCCAAUAUGCUGGUUGUUGAUGUAGAGAAAUUUGUUUCACCAAAUAAAGAGGAUUGGUUCUCGGUCGAUGAGAAGGAGCCUAUUGCCCUUGCCAGAGUGGAAGUUCUUGAAGCAUCAGACAUGAAACCAUCAGAUUUAAAUGGAUUGGCUGAUCCAUAUGUAAAGGGGAAACUUGGACCUUACAGAUUCACGACUAAGAUACAAAAGAAGACUCUCACUCCAAAAUGGAAUGAAGAAUUCAAGAUCCCCAUCUGUUCAUGGGAGUUGCCUAAUAUGCUAGUCAUUGAAGUUCGUGACAAAGACCAUUUUGUUGACGAUACCCUUGGGGCCUGUUCCCUAAACAUCAAUGAUCUUAGGGGUGGCCAGAGACAUGACAUGUGGUUGCCUCUCAAGAACAUCAAAAUGGGGAGGUUGCAUCUUGCAAUUACUGUACUUGAAGACAACGAAGAGGAAGCAGAUCAGCUAGAUGACGAGGAAAUACUUGAUCAUAAAACAUUAGAUGAAGAAGAUAAAGAUCAGGAAGAUAAAAGAAAUUCCCUUGCAAGGGAGACUUCUCUCAGAGAUUCCUUCUCAUCUGCAUCAGAAAGAACUUCAAAAGUGGCAGAUAAAUAUGAACCCAUCAAUCUUGAAGGGCAGCAGGAGACUGGAAUAUGGGUCCACCACCCAGGAAGUGAAGUUUCACAAACUUGGGAGCCUAGAAAAGGGAAGAGUAGGCACAUUGAUUCCCAAAUCACUGGAGAGGGUAAUGAUUCUUUUAGGAGCCCUAAUUCAAUUGCAUAUGGAUCAUUUCACAAUGAUGGCAGCAGCACUGACGAGAAUUCUGAGGGUAAGAAAGCACAAGCAAUGAACACAGUUCGGAGGGGCCUAGAGAAGAUUGGUACAGUGUUCCAUAGAAAUAGGAAGGAAGAUAAUUCCAGUAACAUUGGUGAGAUCAUUCCAUCUCCACCUUCUAACAUUAAGGAAGUCAAUUCCAAGGCGAUUGGUGUUAGGUUUAUAGUGGAGGACAACCUUUCUAAGCCUUCUUCUGCUGAGGUUCCAAAAGAAGACAGGAGUCCAGGUCAUGAGGGAAGUGGCACUGAAAGCCCGAGCCAGGGGAAUGUGAAAGACAUGGCAAAAUGCUUUUUAAAGCAGGCUGGGAAAUCUGCUCGUGGCAUAAAACAUGCCCUUUCCCGGAAAGGUUCAAGAAAAUCUCAGGGUGAUCAAGAAAUUCCUGUGUUUGACUCUUCUGAUGAGGACUCUGCUUCUUCAUCAGUUUGUACCUCCACAAUGGAAGCAAUUCCUAUUAUUUCCACUCCCAUAUCCAGCCAUGGAAAUGAUCCUGUAGCCCAUAAGGAGCAAGUUGUUUUGAUAGGUGCUCCUGCUGCUAGCAUUGAGGAACCAGUGAGUGAGACGAAAGUGGAUGAUGAAGGUAGAGAAGGGAUGGGCGAUAACAUUGCAAGCAGCUCUGAAGGAAAUGGUGAUGAGUUGGUUGAGCAGUCAUCCAGUUUUGAGCCUUCUGUGGAGAAGUCGGAAAGAGAGAAAAUGGAGAAUCCUAGUGUAGCCAGUUAAAAAGGUUAGCCCAUGAGUGGUUGGUAAUGUAAUUGAAUUUGCAGAAUUAAUCCACAGCAGAUAUGUUGAUUCUCUUGUUUGUCAAUUCUGAAACACUAGGUUGGUUGUAUCUUGUGUUAUAUUUGCGUGUCAUGAUGGUUAUUUGAGUAUUGGUUGUAUAUACUUGUAUUCCAUGUGGACGAAUAAUGUACAACCAAAAAGGUUUACGGCUUCUUUUAUAAAGUUUGUUUAAAUUUGUAUCAA
Vitis vinifera (wine grape) is the source of this 2694-nucleotide messenger RNA. RefSeq names its product C2 domain-containing protein At1g53590. Lineage: Eukaryota; Viridiplantae; Streptophyta; Magnoliopsida; Vitales; Vitaceae. Gene Ontology annotation, molecular function: lipid binding. The record is from RefSeq and is a predicted model, not a curated record. The transcript has 13 exons. Bases 136 to 2451 code for a protein of 771 amino acids.